AUGGAGGAGGCUUCUUCACUUAUGUCUCUGACGUUAGAGGAGAGUUUGUACCUAUUUCACCACUUAUUUCUUCCGCCAAAGCUUCCACAGGCAGAUGAUUACAACGCGAGACAUGAAAACCUUCUGCUCAACAGCGUCAUUGAUGCACUCCGCAGCUUCAGUGGUUAUGUUCUGACCGCAGAUGAUACUGUUAUGCCUAGAGUCAUUGAGAUGAUCACUCGCCUGAGACAAGCGCAUAAUUCUUACGGUGAAGUUGAUGAAGAGCAGCUCAUGAAGAGUCUAACAGAGCUGCCAAUUCAGAAUGGUUUUCUACCCAUUCACGUCCGCGAGCAGAAUGCGGGCAUCCUCUUGAGCUGCCAGCGUGGUGCGAUACAAAUAGAGUGCUUUGAAGUAUCAGCUCGCAACGGGUCGGUUAUGUCAACAGUGGGCCGGCUGCGCCGUGAUUUCCCAGGCCCUGCCAUGCUUAUGGAUAGGAAUACCUUUGAUGAGCCCGGAUUUCGAGAGAUCAUGGCCCAAACAAUCGCACGGAUGAGUCACCAGCCAGUUGCUGGAACCAAACCAAAGGUCAAGAAAGCUCAAGAGGAGCACGAUGAGGACAGGGAUACCACACAUCCAAAAAUGGUGACGGAGCUGCUCAUGUCAAUCCUCCGCCCUCGAUGUACCGAUGUCACAGCUGCACAAAUUUCAAAGAAUACUCGCGAUGAAGUGAUGUGGCUCAAUUGCCGAUCGCCAUGGCGCCGAUCCCCAUUAUGGCUUCUGGUACGCGUAAUCCUUCAGUUGGCUUUUCGCAGGUUGUCUAAAGAAGAGGGCUCAGAUGAUCUGUAUAAAGAAUUCAUGAUAUUCUUUUUGGCCUUCAUCGUUGGUAGAGUUUCAAAUGCAAUGCGCUCAGAAAGUCAUUUCCUCAUGAGCGCUAAGAUUGUUCGCCGACUGCUGAAGCUUGACUUGGCAAAUGAGCCAGCCUGGUUCUCGUCGGUUCAGGGGAUCUUGAGACGCACAACUGGUGUCAUUGAAGGCCAAUGGAAAACUAUCAGAAGCCAAGAAACCAGUAUUGUUGAAAUGGCUCCGCUGUGUGAUUUAGACUUUCGUCAAGAUAUCCAAUGUGCGCUCCCUUGCCUUGACCGCUACCUCAAGAGCAUAGAAAAACGAGGCAACAAGCGCCUACGCGGAGAUGAUUUCCUGCCACAAUCGAAGCUCAUCACAUACCAACAAGCAGAGCUUCCGUAUUGCCUUGAUUGCCACGAUUCUGACUACAAAGCGUACAACCUUGCUGCCUUCGAGGAUUGGGUGGCUUCGUGUCUCAAUGCAUGGAUGGAGGUCCACCAGGGUGACGAGGCAACUUGCGGUAAACUUGGCGCUUUAAUCACUAAAUACUUUGAGCGAGCCUCUUCGUUAUACUCAGAUAACCCAGAAGCCAUAUCAGUUAUGCUUCUCACAAUUUUGGAGCUUUGGAUUGCCUGUGACAAAUCUGCCAGUCACAUCCAUGAUAACUUGAGAGAGUAUGAUGCAUAUAUACCUGUCGACUGUUUCCAAUCACUCUUGCUGCCUUUUCGAUCACAAAUGGCGAGACUGGCUUGCGCUGAAGAGUACCUGAGUCAACGUCAUGCUCACCUCAGACGUCAGAAUUCGAAUGUUUUCCAUGAUUUCGGGACUUCAAACUGUUUCGCUGUUCGAUACUUUGAGCAGUCUAACGAGCACCAGCAAUUACUUGCAACCAUUGAAGCACAUGCCGUCCAAGAAAGGGCGAGAAAAAAGGUCGAGCUUCGGGAGAAACAACAACGUUACAAAGACCUGAUGCAAAAAGCUUCCGAGACGGCAUGUCAAUACAACGAAGUCAUUGUGGACAAGAGAUUCAGUCUUCGAGAACGUGUUCACAGCGAUUAUUGCCCCAAAGAGAACUAUGUGAGAGAGGCCAAGUCUAUUGGUAUUAGUAUCCACGAGUGGCCUCUGCCGACUGAUCCGUUGAGGGCUAAAUCCACCGUUUUUGAGCUUAGGGUACCCGAACCUUUUGCAAGCUGGCGUGACAUCACCGUAUUCUUUUUGCACAACUGCUUAAACUCAAAAUACACGAUGGAAGAGAGACCAAGAGCAGUGCACCGUCCAGAGACGUACCAAGGUCUCUCUUCGUACUCAAACAAUCACGGACGAAACCAGCGAAUUAGUCUUCUUUCACAGGAAAAGCCUCACGAUAGAACUCACCGACGCGACAAAUUGAUAGUCAAUGUGGCCGAGAAUGAUGUCUGCCUCAAAAACGGACUGAAUUUCCGAUUCUACGACAAUACUUUAGCAUGUUUUGUAAGCGACUUGAACAGGACAGAUCGAACAGAGAUUUCCUGCACCUAUAAGCUCCCACCGUACAGCUCAAAGCUGCAAAGAUAUAUGUUCCGGCCUGCCAAUGAUCCAAAUGGCCCGUCACCGAAUACUGUCAUUGCGACACAGUGUGAUGCCCCAGCUAACAUGUCCCUGGGAGAAUAUAAGGCCUUAGCAAUCAUGCCUCUUGGACUAGAGAUUCAAUGGCAGAAUAUUCUGAUAGAACUGGCAAUGCCAUCGGUGGACAUGAAGAAAGUCGAAACUGCAAUAUUUAUGCACCAAAUCAUCAACCAAGUGGGCCCAUCAAAAGCAGGCACAUCUUUGAGACAAGGGCAUGCGAUUUUGUGCGACGAUGAAUUCACCCUGAAUAUACUGUCCCGAAUCAACGAGACCAUGGGGAGGAUUAAAGAUAAUUGGGAGACUAUUCAUGGGUUCAACAGUCUCAUCCGCUUGACUUCAAAGAUUCUGUCUUUGUCUCCUUCCCAGAAAGUCCGUGCGAUGUGCCUCGAGUGCUUGGGAAACCUCCGCCGCUCUGCUUUCCACUGGGUCAAGCUUGUCAAAACGAAGGCUAGUGAGACAAUUGAUGAUACUCACAAAAUCAGUCUUGUUGCAAAGAGCGUCCAUAUCGCAUUGGUCUGUGCAGAGACAUUCAAUGUGGAGAAUAUCGCCCCAAUGUUUGUCGACUAUUUGGAUAUUUCGAUCUUUCUGCAGUGCUCUUUGGUCAUUUGGAACGGACGGAACACGUUGACAACGCAACCAGGCUCAGUGCUUCAUAUUUUGUACCAUCGGUGGCAAGUUCUGAGUUAUCGGAGUCAUGUUGUUCUCGCAGAGAGCAUCGUUCAGCGCAAGAACCCGGGAAUGGACAUGGCAAUAAAAGCAGCCUGGGCAACGUACGACGUUACCUCGAAGUGGUCGAAGGUAUCGAAUGACGUGAACUAUUGGUUGCUUACCCGAUUGUCAGUCCCGUCAGAGCCUAAUGAAGGAAUGCUGGUGCAUUACAACCUCUUGACGGGCGAGCUGCUUGUGGAUGGUCUCCCGCUUGCGCGCCUGCCUUCUGAUUAUGAAUCCCACGAAACAUAUCGCACUUUGUUCGGGAAAUCCCAAUUGGAGGUAAUGCCAAGCAACUCACCAGGGAUGCAAUUUUCCUGUCAAACACAGUAUUUGGAUCAUACUGUACAUGUCGGAAAAGAGUAUGAUCCGGGGUUGACCAAUUUUGACUUGACAAUCAAGGCAUCAAAGAAUGAAAAAGUCUGGCAACUUCUUCCGUCAAGGCUUUUUGCUGGAGAUUUUCCAGAUGACUUUGUUGAGAACUACGUGCACUGGUAUUCAGUCACAGAUGACCUUGUGGAAUUCCGACCUGCCAAAACCCCAUGGCUGACAUCUAGUCAGAGCUGGCGGCUCCAGAGAAGCUCUUCUCAAGUUACCUGGAGUCUUCAGAGACAAGGGACGGUUUUAAUCAGCGCCAUAUCCAAAACGGCCACUGUGCUAUCAAAAGUCUUCUUGCCGGUUGAAAAGGCAUUGAAGGUACAUUACAUUUUUGAUGAAGCAACCUUGGAUCUGCAUAUCGAGCUGCCACGUCUUCGAUUGGAAUUUAUUCUCAAGUCACAUUCAUCUGCGAUCCAAUCUCGACAGUAUCCCGGCAUGUCAGUCGAUGACAACCAAUCCUUCGACUCCUUGAUUGGGCUACGUAAUAAGCUCCUGCUCAAGGACGGUGACUCGCAUGAUCGAGUGAUCCUAAUACCUGAAGGGAUCGUGUCUUGGGCUAGAAAUGAUAAUCAUGUCCAUGUUGAGAUCGGCUGGCAAGCUGCGACCAAAAUUCAUGCAUAUUCCAUCGAUCAUCAUCUCGGGAGACUUCUGGAUAAUGGAAGCUUACAGAGCAAGCUAUUUCUCACAUACUUACAUGCUCUCACGUCAUUUUGCUUGCCAGAUCCGCUCCCCAGAAAGACAGGGACAGAGCAAGCGUUAUCUAUACUUCGGUCCGCUUCCCUGAGAUCUUUUGAUAGGCUUGAGCCAGAACAAACCGCACUUCUCGAGAAAAUAGCAUCCCUCACUCCUGCCAGAGAGUUCUACCCUACGAAUGUGCAAGAAAUGCAGAGAGUUCACUGGCAACAAGGCCUAGGCUGUCUCUCCCAACACCACGGGUUUCGCGAAGAAGUCGCGGCUAUACUGGAACAAGAUCGUCGCAUGGCAAUCUUCCGACCUGAGACAGAACUGAGCCACCCCUCACUUCCACAUGUGGAGCAAACACUGUUACUGCGCGAUCAGAUCCGCACGGCCUCAUUCCGCACCUCGGGCUUCGGCGCGGAGGAUCACACGGAGAAGUAUGACGGCAUCUACAAUGGUCUCGACAAGAGCCGCACAUCUCCCGAAGGAUCCCAAAGCUUCUUAUUGUGUAAGAUGCUUUACGACGAGAUCCCUUCUAUUCGCAGACUUCAACCCGAGGAGUUGACGUCACAUCUAUGGCAAUUUCUCACUUUAUCUCCCAGUGUACAGGGUCCCCACGCGCCAUUUGACACUAAAAGACUGAGGUACGAUGCUGAGUGGGUGUUGGAUUCAAAACCUUUCCUUGCCAGUAAUUGGUGUUGUAUUCACCACGUCGCAUGCACACGAAAUCACCGCUUCAGCAAAUUCCAGCUCAUGAGUUGGCUCUCGGUUCUCGCCUUCUCGAAGAAACCUGACAUGAUUGCCCUUGAGACAAUUGCUUCCAUUUUUGUGAUUUCGGGCCUCAAUUUGACCAAUCCGCCGUCUAGAGCGCUAUUUCUGCCAGCAGAGGGAUUUGUCAUAUCCCAACCUGACAUUCGUCGUCGAAUCGAAUGGGAACAGCGUCUAUCCACCCCAGAGUCGGAGCUUGCGCCCGAAAAAUAUGAGACAUAUCAUGAAUUAACAUCACGCAGGGACAGGCUACAGCGGCAAAAUCGCGGGCUGGUCUUGGAAAGUUUGUUGCUCCAUUACCAAAACGAGUGGCCCACCAGAUCACCUUCACACCCCUCCUCGCCAGUGAACUUAAAUACAAAUGAUUAUUUUGAUGCACAGAAUAUCUUCAUUAAAGUCUCCAAAUUGUUCAAUAUAUGGCUCGACAAUAGAGAUCUGAGACAAUACAUCAACGAUCUUGCGAAUGUCAUUUGCAGUCAACCGGUCGAACAGGUCGAGACUCAUUUAUUCCAGCUACCACACUCUACUCAGAAGGCACAAUCAAAACGUGGCUUUGUCCUUCUUGAUGAUUUACUUGGCCCUCAGCCAAUCCUCGAAAUUGAAGAGCCGCGAUUGAGUGAAUUUCUCGUGGCAUCGUCGUCAUUAAAUAAAGCAGCCCCCGACCUUUCGGCUUUGUUAAGCUAUUUGGGUGUACAGGCCAAAUCCAACUAUGAGAGACGGUACGUCGAACAGCUCAAAAGCAGUUUCACUUCUUUGAAAGAUGCCAGACAAGGGUACCACAUCGAUCUGGACCCUAGUAAAAUGAAGGCGGCGAUCUUUGAAUACCUCAACGCGUGUGUUGGAUACGUCGACAAAAUGAAUAGCGCUCUUGUGUCUCAACUUCGUCCCUCCACUGAGAAAUCUAGCUGGUUCAUAUCGAAAAAUUUGUUCAAGUCAAAGCUGGUCGCAACAGCCCUCGAAAUUCAGCAAUGUCCAAGGCUGUCGCCAAUCCUUCUUUUGGAACAACUGUCGCGCCGUCGAUGGGGGCCACUUGAUAUAGAUUGGAAAAUGUGUUUCAUUACUUACGGGUGCUCAAUUACGAAGCUGCAGCGGGCGAAACGACUUGCUAGCCUUGUCAAACACCCGGAUGAACUACUGAAAGAACUCCAAAACCCAGGUCAUACCAAUUGA
This is a messenger RNA of Penicillium pulvis, 6129 nucleotides long. RefSeq lists its product as uncharacterized. The transcript is spliced from 2 exons. The record is from RefSeq and is a predicted model, not a curated record. Lineage: Eukaryota; Fungi; Ascomycota; Eurotiomycetes; Eurotiales; Aspergillaceae. Bases 1 to 6129 code for a protein of 2042 amino acids.